Messenger RNA from Momordica charantia (bitter melon), 823 nucleotides. NCBI's taxonomy places the organism in Eukaryota, Viridiplantae, Streptophyta, Magnoliopsida, Cucurbitales, Cucurbitaceae. The record is from RefSeq and is a predicted model, not a curated record.
UCUCUAUGUAUAUUUGGGAGCAGUAGUCCCAGAGAGAGGAUAACAUGGAGAAGACUAACUACAAAGACGAUGACGUUUCGCUGACAGAACUUAGAGACAGAGUGGCGGAGUUCGCCCUAGCCAGAGGGUGGGACAAGCAUCACACCCCCAGAAAUCUCCUGCUUGCCCUAGUGGGAGAAGUGGGGGAGCUAUCGGAGAUAUUCCAAUGGAAGGGAGAGGUGGCGAGGGGGCUGCCCAAUUGGAGCGCCGACGACAAAGAGCAUCUAGAAGAAGAGCUUUCAGACGUGUUGCUGUAUCUUGUUCGUUUGGCAGACGUGUGUGGGCUCGAUCUCGGUCGAGCUGCUCUCUCCAAGAUCCUCAAGAAUGCCAUUAAGUACCCUCUUAUUCCUCACCAAAAGAAACCCUAAUCUCAACUUCCAUUAUCCAUCUCCAUUAUUCACAUCACGUAUCACCUAUCCUUUAGAGUACAACAUGUGAGAUUCAAAAUUGGAAUUUACAAUCAUCUUAACUAGUUGAACUAUAUUCAAGUUGACACAUCUUCUCUUAUUGCGUAUUAGCUUAUAUUUAUAUAGAACAUCGUAGCAAAACUUUGGGCGGGUAUUUUGGAAAAGUUUAUGAGUGAGGUCUAGGCUAUCUGUUUGUUUCCCUUUUGAGUUUUGAGAGAGCUAGUAUAUGCUUUUUAUGAGCCAAUAGUACUAAUUGAUUCCCACAUCCCUCUAUGAUUUCCAAAGUGCAUUAUUAGAAUUCCAAAAAAAGGAAAAAAAGGAGUAGAUUUUCCUUGGUCCUAUCACAAAUUCACAAUUCAGUUUCUUUCCUGUAAGAU